Messenger RNA from Electrophorus electricus (electric eel), 3411 nucleotides. RefSeq names its product D-glutamate cyclase (gene dglucy). Gene Ontology annotation, molecular function: D-glutamate cyclase activity. Gene Ontology annotation, biological process: glutamate metabolic process. NCBI's taxonomy places the organism in Eukaryota, Metazoa, Chordata, Actinopteri, Gymnotiformes, Gymnotidae. The record is from RefSeq and is a predicted model, not a curated record.
GUAAAAUAAAAAAGAUAAAAAGAUGUAUUUUCAUUUAUCUGUACUAUAACCACAUUUUGAGGUAUCAGCUGAUAUCUACAUCUGUAUUCGAGUUUAAUUUGAGCUGAGCCUUUGCGCACAGGAAUUGUACCAAAAAGGUGUAAUUAUGAGGUAUAGUGCUAUUAAUGAUAAAGAUGUAUUUAUGUGAGAAUGAAUAUUCUUGGAAGUGUUUAAAACAUACAGAUGUCUUUGGAACUCUUAUUUCUGAUAGUCAUAAAAUUACCUUAAAAUGCCAUCUAUCCCAAUACCUUUGAACCGAUAACAGGUGUAACAUCAUUUCCAGAGAAAGUGAAAAAACAGCUUCCAUUAUUAAUCUUAAUAUGUAAGUGGAAUUUACCUCUAGCAGUCAGAUUCAAACCUGUCACUUGUUAACUAAAGGACAUAAGAACUGGCGCCCACAUACAUGGCCAUUAACCUUAAGGAAACAUUAACCUGGAGCACACUUAAAUUAGCUCGGCUAGCUGGAGUGUUUUUGCAUUAAACAUGUCGCUGUCUAGUCUGAGCCCGAGUGCUCUUCGCCACAUCAUCCGGGAGCAAAGGCAGGUUAUUGGGAACACUUCUGGCAUUGCAGCAGGAUAUCUACAAGCUAACGUAGUGAUUCUGCACAAGGACCUGGCGGAUGAAUUUGAGGCGUUCUGCCGUGCCAAUCCCAGUCCCCUCCCUCUGCUGUACAGGAGCGAGCCUGGAGAAUGGGGCUGCCCCCCCCUCUCUGCACAAGCAGACAUCAGAGAAGACUGUGCGCAGUACUGCGUGUUUGAGAAGGGGGCACUGGUGACAAAGGUGGCCAGUCUGGUCCCCUACACCUCUCAGCUGCAGGACAUGGUGACAUUCUACCUGGGCUGCAGCUUUAGCUUCGAGCGAGCCCUCAAGCAGGCCGGCGUGCCCGUACGCAAUGCCGAGCAGGGCCGCAACGUCAGCAUGUUUCGGACGUCAGUGCAGUGUGUCCGGGCAGGGCCAUUUCGCUGCCCCAUGGUUGUGUCCAUGCGUCCGGUCCCGCGGGACAAGCUGGAUGUGGCGGCCCAGUGCACGCACCGUUUCCCACUUGCCCAUGGAGGUCCUGUCCACAUAGGCCACCCAGGCAUACUGGGGAUUCCAGAGCUUUGGCGGCCAGACUACGGGGACGCGGUGGAGGCAAGCCCCGAGGAUGUGCCCAUGUUCUGGGCCUGUGGGGUCACUGGAGCAGAGGCUGUCCAGAGCACAAAGCUUGCUCUCGCCUUCACCCACUCUCCCGGGUGUAUGUUUCUCACUGACCGAGAGGAGGUCACUGCUGCUUCACAGACGUCUGAGUCAGGAAGCUGUCCUUUGACCUUCUGUAUUUCCCAGAAUCCCCUGCACUACAGUAUAGCCAGUAAGACUGCGGUUCAGCAAGUCCGAGAGCUUGAGCAGCUUAUUCAAGAAGACCCAGGCCAGAGGGGGAUCCAAGCCCUGUUUGUGCCGGAUGAGCUGCUGAGGGCCUGUCUGUCCCUGUCGCAUGCCUCCUCUGUGCUCAUCACCACAGGCUUCCCCACGCACUACAUGCACGACCCUCCAGAAGAGACGGACGGGCCCCCUGGAGCCGUCGCCAUGGCCGCUAUGCUCCAGGCCCUCGGCAAGCACGUGGUCAUAGUGGCUGACCAGCGUGCCAUGGAGCUCAACAUGCGCAUUAUACAGGAUGCUGUGGAUAAAGGUGUGAUAAAAAGUGCAGUGCCAGUGAUGAGCUUUCAGGGCAGCAGUCCAGAUUCAGCGCUGCGCUUCCUUUGUCAUGAUGGAGAUCCUUCCAAGCCAAGAUUUGACCACUUGGUGGCAGUAGAGCGCAGUGGAAGGGCUUGUGAUGGCAACUACUACAACAUGAGAGGAGUGAACAUCAAACACUUGGUGGACCCUAUAGAUGAUCUGUUCACCACAGCCAGCACUGUUCCAGGCAUCACCACGACGGGCAUUGGAGAUGGAGGCAACGAGUUGGGCAUGGGGAAGGUAAAGGGGGCGGUGAAGGCGCUCAUGCCUAAGGGAAGUCUCAUCGCCUGCGACGUGGCUGCAGAUUUUGCCAUCGCUGCAGGGGUGUCUAAUUGGGGCGGUUAUGCUGUGGCCUGUUCAUUGUACCUUCUGAACCGGUGUGAUGUCCAUCGGCGCUAUGUCCAGAAAGGCCUGGGUGUGUUGCCAGCAGCCAGGGAACACAGCCUCUGGGCAGCCAGCCUGCCGUCUGUACCUAAGGAGGAGGAAAUGCUACGCAUUCUGGUGAAGCACGGUGUCCGCAGCGGUAAAACUGCGAACCUUGGGCUGGAGGUGGACGGCCUGACCUUUCAUCCCACGCACUCUGCUAUGGUACAGCGCUUACGAGACCUUUCCUUGGAAGAAAGAACAGUGACUAAAGCUCUGCGGUGCACAUCAUAACAUCAGCUGGCCCUCGAAGCGAGACGGCGGCCCCAUGUCGCAAACUGUCUCAGACACGCUCUCUCCUCCUUCAUGAUUAAGCUAACACAUCUCACUUCCUCUUGAGCCACGGCAAAGGCUGCUGCACAGUGCUCAUCCUGUCUUGGUUUGCCACAGACACUGCAAGCAGUCGCAUUGCAGCAAAUGAAAUCAUAAUAUGACCUCAAAGGGCGCAGUAAGAUUUGGAUCAGUGUAAAUUAUGGUGCCACCUUCAGCAUAGAUAAACCUCUGAAACUCAUUCUGCUACUAAGUGAAGACAAGAUCCUCCAUACUCAGCAUACUGAAGGCUCCCAUGAGCGCAACAUGUUCCCUAAAGCUGUUGACUAGGACUCUGGUCACCCACACGAACGGCAGAGAAAAGGUCUUGGAGAACCACAGGGGUUUGUGUCCACUCAUAGACCUGUGACAUAAUUAAUGAAGUUUCUUUCGUUCUCAAAGAGUUCCACAAAAUUUAAAUCAGAAACGGCCAACCAAAGACCUUCAUUCUCAAAAUAAAUAAACAAUCGUGUUUUUAUUGGGCAGGCCUCUGUUACACCAUUACACCUGAAAACACUAAAUAUUUCUCUGGGAUAUGAAGAUAAAAUAAAUACUUCAAUUACCAAAGCCCAUGGCUUGAAAAUAUAAAAGCAUACAUUUAAGCAAGAAUGUUUUGUCUUGGGUCUAAUGCUUGUUUGGUAUGUAAAACUGGUGUGUGUGUGUGUGUGUGUGUGUGUGUGUGUGUGUGCGUGCGUGCGUGUGUUAGUAUUAUUCGGGUUAUAUGCUCUGCACCAAAACGGCUGGUUUUAGACACAUAAACAGUAAGCAGUUUAAAAGUAUUUAAAGCAUUGUUUAAUUUCAUUUAAGCAUCAGUAAUGUUUACCAGCAAAGCCUAAAGUACUAUAUUAGCAUCUUAUUAUUAAUGUUGCUGUGCUUACGGUCUUGUUCGUAAUUGUAAUCGCUGUGAAUUAAAGUGUUAACAUGGAA